GGGACCCGAGACCGUUGGCUCGCCGGCGCUGCCAGCCGUCGGGGAGGAAGGCUUUUCUUGGCUCUGAUGGCGCUCCUACGCUCCCUGCUCGCCUCGCAGGUGGUGGCGGCGGCCAUGGCGCUGGCCCCGGGGACCGGCGCCUCCUGGCGCAAGGCCAACACCUUCUGCCACAUGAUCGCCCCCGAGGGCGGCCGUGUCCAGCUCUUGAGCUUCCUGUGGCUGCGUCCUGACGGGCUCCCGCCCGCGCUGGUCCAGAGCGCCUGGGACUCUCGGGGGCGGCUGCUGGGCUGCGCUUGGCGCGCGGAGCUCUCCCUCACGGGCUGGUACUUGGAGCUGUGCGCGCCGCCGCCGCCGCCGCGUCCCGGGAGCCGUCGAAGGCGCGGCGUCGCCGGCGCCCACCGCAGCCCCUUGGUGCGCGCCUUCUGGGGGCCGGAGCUGCGGCGAUGGCUGGGUGUUUUGGAGGCGCAGAAAGACGUUUGCAGGGGACCGGCGUCGGGAGAGGCCGCCGCGGGAACGCUGGGGGCCCUGGAGGAGCGGGGACGCAAGAGGGUCCGGCGGGGCUGGACGGUGCCCGGGACGCUCUGGUGCGGAGCCGGCGACUCGGCGGGCAACUUCACCGACCUGGGGGUUUUCCAGGGUCCGGAUGUGUGUUGCCGAGAGCAUGAUCGAUGUGAAGCUCAGAUCUCUGCCCUGGGAUAUGGGUUCGGGAUGCGCAACUUCCGCCUACACACCGUCUCUCACUGCGACUGCGAUGCCCAGUUCAGGCACUGCCUGAUGAACCUCAACGACACCAUCUCCAACUUCAUUGGUGUCACCUUUUUCAACCUGCUGGAAGCACCGUGCUUCGUCCUGGAGGAGAGCGAGGAAUGUCUGGAGUGGCACUGGUGGGGCGGGUGCAAGGCAUAUGGGCUGAUGCCAUUGGCUCGCUUGGUGGAACAGAGCCAUUACUACGCUAUCGUGCCCUCUGUUGAGAGCUCCCAUGCUGCCAUGCCUCCACCCCGGCCCGGACAGCAUAGGAGCAAAGGCAGGAAGCACAGCCGGAAGAAGAACCGGAAGCAUCCAGGACAAGGCACCUCGGAGUUGCCGAGGCUGCCCCCGGAACAUUCCGAGGGCUGGGCAUCCGUGGCUCCGCCAGUCCCAGUCUCUGAACGAGAUCUGAUCACACCCUCCCUGCUGCCCAGGAACCCAGAAGCAGUCUCCAUAAGCAAGGGGGCAGUGCCGUUGCCCCCCACCCUCGGGACUAUGUCAGAACUGGACUUGUUGAGGUCAGGUGGUAGCCUCACAACCGAGCAUCCAGCUGUCCAACGAACCGGCGUGAUAGGAACAGGGCCACCCAGCGAGGCCGGGCAAAGAGGGGAGCCGUUGUCUGACACUAGCAAACACAGGCACACCGCUGUAUCGGGUAACCGAGUUCCAUCGCAGAGCUGCAGCUGCUACCGACGCCUGGAUCAGUGUCCAUACAGGAUCGCGCCAAACGAGGUCAAAUACCAGCUGCACAACCUGGACUCCCGCACCCUCUUCCAUUGCAACUGCACCCGCAGGCUGGCCCGGUUCCUGCGAAGGACAAAGGGUCCCAACGAGGUGGAAGGGGAGGUGCUAUUCGACUACGUCUCCUCCGCCUGUUUCGUCCUGCAGACGCCCCCGGGUUGCCUGGAGGGAGAGGAAGAGCAGCCCAAUUGCGUUGAUGUCGGCAGAGCCCUCUUGGCCCCGGCGCGGCAUCUCACCAACCGGCUGGCACGGAAGUACGCGGGCACCUCCCUGAAGGUGAAGCGGCAGGAGCGGAGCCCCCUUGGCCAGCCUGUCCAGCUCUUUGACAAAUGCAAGCAGCUGGCGAGGGAUGCGUACCAGCCCAGGCCCCACUGAGCCCCUGGGCAGCCGCUCCAUUUGGUCAAGCCAAACCCAGCCCUUGUCUCUGCGAUAGGGCCUGGUGUGACUUUGGCAGAUGCUUCAGCUUCUCCCGCUAGCCCGUUUGCCUCCAGCUGUGCUCGUGGAAAGAGCAGGGAAAUCCCUGUUGAGGGAAGGGCGGGCCUCCAGUGGCCAAGACAGCUGUGCCUUCUGUCUGCUUCCAUAUUUGGUGUGGACGGUUGAGCCCUGCAGAAAGUGCAAGGAAACUGCACAGGGGGUGGCUUGAAAGGGUUCGCUGUGGUGGGAGGCUGGCCCGGCCAGCACAGGAGUCCACAAAGUCAGUGCUCCCCAUCUUUAGCAAACAACCCCCUUGGAGCACCCUUGACCGACACAGACUGUGGACAAUAGUUCUGAAGGAGGCUGGGGCGGAUGUUGGAAGAAGCCCGGAUACCUGGGUCCCACCCGCAAACAAAAGAGAGCUUGAUGGUCCUCCUGCACCCCAGAGACUUUCCUUACAUCACGUGUUUCUUUAGAAAGCCCUUGCCAUGCGGGUUGUCGGAUGCCAUCGGCCCCGCAGUUGGCCAGGCCCUGCACCCGUUCCCCAGGCGUGGAGGGCAGGGGCAGGCACCCUGCACCUUUACCUGUAAUUUAUUAGGAGGGAGGGGUGGUCCGGCUGGUUGCUACCGGUGAGCUGUAAAUAAUGUAGCAAUAAAUUAAACUGCUUUCCUGCCGCGGAGUGGGCCAAGCUGGGUUUUGCUUGACACGGUGAAGAUGCCUGACUGCUGGGGUGUGAACAAGCAUAACCCCACCCCAAGCGGGGAACUCUUUCCACCUGCCCCUGGCCCCGAGAGAGACACACAGGCAGUCACUCAGUGAUGAUUUUGUAGAUGAUUUUAUUAUUGUUAUCAUUGGAAGGGAGGGAGAGGGGGGAGAAGUGAGGCAGGACAGAUUGCAUCAACUCUGAACUCGUCCCAGCGAAGGUCGUGGAUCUGUCUCGGGGGAGACCCGCCCCCUGUCCUCCCCUUUCCCCACCCCCCCUCCCAGGACGCUUCGUUCAUUCCUGGUUCCAAGGCACAACGGUCAACCCUUGCCCCAGAAACCCAACCGUCCCCCCCCAAGUUCUUUUUUAGACUUCCCACCUUGACGUCCAUCCUCUGCUUAACAGUGCAUUACGCAACAGGAGCCAAGCUUCUGCCACUGCGUCCUCCAUGGUGUCGCCGGUGUUGCGUCCGCCUCAUCCUCUCAGACAAGAAUGCCCUGGCACUGGCAGUUUCCCCUGCCGAGCCUUUAGGGAGCACCAGCUGAGCCCUAACUGGGCCUGCAGCCUUUGCCUCCAAAGCUGUGUGCAGGCCCAGGGCCCUGCUCCUGCCUUUGAAUGCUCUUAUCACCCCCCAAUCAUAGUGCACUGUGCAUACCCCCCCUUGUUGCUCAACAGCUUCUUGCAACCAGGAUAAGAGGUGUGGGCCCUGCGCUGCAGCAGCUGUGAGCCUAAACGGCAGAGGGGUUUGCAGCCAGCAGCAGAAAGAAUGCCUUUGCAAGCCAGGGCAGAGGGUGGCUUCUGGUGUGCCUGCCCCCUCCCUCUCUGCAACUCUUGGUUCUUUUGCACUGGGCAGUCGUCCUCUUGCCAUCCUGUUGGGUCUCAAGGGGAAAGCUGUCUUCAGCCACAACUACCACAACCACCACAACAUUGCAGAUCAAGAGCAGAGAUGGAGCUAGAAGGAUAGGUAGGUAGACGGUGCAUUGUCUCGGCACCGAACUGGAUGGUCAGCAGGUAAGGGAACUCUCACCAAUGGCUGUUGGGUUUUUUUAGGGGGGUAUUAUAUGGGUGAAAAGGCCAAAGAGCUGAGGCCUUUUGCUCACACUAUUCAGUCCCCCUACGCAGAAGGGAAGGAGGAGGAUUGUCCAGCAGAUGGAGUCAGGAGACAGGGCCCUGUGAGUGGUAGCCCCUUCCCUGGGUCUUAAUGCAACCUUGCAGGAGAGGGGAAGAGAGACACAGAGAGAGAGAGAGAGAACAGAAAACUGGCAGGCAAGGACACAGAUAACACUGCAAGCUUGCUAC
Rhineura floridana is the source of this 3904-nucleotide messenger RNA. It is a transcript of the gene PLA2G3, whose product is annotated as phospholipase A2 group III. Gene Ontology annotation, molecular function: A2-type glycerophospholipase activity. The transcript has 7 exons. Gene Ontology annotation, biological process: arachidonate secretion; phospholipid metabolic process. The coding region runs from base 67 to 1863 and encodes 598 amino acids. NCBI's taxonomy places the organism in Eukaryota, Metazoa, Chordata, Lepidosauria, Squamata, Rhineuridae. The record is from RefSeq and is a predicted model, not a curated record.